AUGUCCAGCGAUUCGAUUAAAACAUUCAACAAUGUGGAGUCACCCGGAUUCGUUGGUUUUGCCAAUCUGCCGAAUCAAGUACACCGUAAGUCCGUGAAAAAAGGCUUUGAAUUCACGCUUAUGGUAGUCGGGGAGUCGGGUCUCGGAAAGUCCACCCUCGUAAACAGUCUCUUCUUAACGGAUUUAUAUCCCGAACGCACCAUUCCAGAUGCCAUUGCAAAAACCAAGCAGACUGUAAAAUUGGACGCAUCAACUGUAGAAAUUGAAGAGCGCGGUGUGAAAUUAAGACUUACUGUAGUCGAUACUCCUGGUUUUGGGGAUGCCAUAGAUAACUCUGAUAGUUUUCGAGCUAUUAUUCAAUAUAUUGAUGAGCAGUAUGAACGGUUUUUAAAAGAUGAAAGUGGAUUAAACAGACGUCAUAUUAUUGAUAAUCGUGUUCAUUGUUGUUUUUAUUUUGUUUCUCCAUUUGGACAUGGAUUAAAGCCAUUGGAUAUUGAACUAAUGAAAAAACUACAUAACAAAGUGAAUAUUGUUCCUGUCAUUGCCAAAUCAGAUGUUCUUACUAAAAAAGAAAUACAGAAAUUAAAAAAAAGAAUACUUGAAGAAAUUAAUGCUAAUGGCAUAAAAAUUUACCCCCUACCAGAUUGUGACAGUGACGAAGAUGAAGACUAUAAAGAACAGGUGAAGCAAUUAAAAGAAGCUGUACCAUUUGCUGUCUGUGGUGCAAAUCAAUUAUUAGAAGUGCGUGGUAAAAAAGUCCGAGGGCGGUUCUAUCCUUGGGGUGUUGUUGAAGUCGAAAACCCUGAACAUUGUGACUUUAUCAAACUGCGUACUAUGCUUAUCACACACAUGCAAGAUCUACAAGAAGUAACACAAGAAGUACAUUAUGAAAACUAUCGAUCAGAGCGUCUAGCAAAAGGAGUACCUGUGCCGAAAAGAACUACAUCACUACCUGAACAUGAGAAAAAUUCUGGCUCAGAAAAAGAUAGAAUUUUGCAGGAAAAGGAGGCUGAACUUAAACGUAUGCAAGACGUCAUUGCCAAGAUGCAAGCUCAAAUACAACAACAAACACCUUAG
Molecule: messenger RNA, 1077 nt
Organism: Macrosiphum euphorbiae (potato aphid)
Lineage: Eukaryota; Metazoa; Arthropoda; Insecta; Hemiptera; Aphididae
Source: the annotation of a GenBank genome assembly